AUGGAUACAGGAAAGGGUAAGCCUAUAACUACACUAUGCUAUAUUCCCAAUAUUAUUGGGUAUUCUCGAGUUGUGUUAUUAUUUAUCGCACUAAUAUGUAGUAGUCGAGUGUUUGUUAUCCUGUAUAGUGUGUCAUAUCUUUUAGAUGCUCUUGACGGAUACGCUGCAAGAAUAUUGAAGCAGGAGUCCCAGCUAGGAUAUAUUUUAGACAUGGCAACUGACCGUGCGUCUUCCGCUAUUCUAAUUAUAAAAACAAUUACUCUGCACCCAAAAAUGUUUAUUCCGCUGUGCGGUUUUCUUAUAGUAGAUAUAAUUUCUCAUAUGUUUUGUAUUGUGCAUAGAUGUGUUAGUAAAACAUCACACAAAGUGCAUGCUGGAUCUAGGUUAAUUGACAGAGUGCUUUCUUUCUACUACAUAAAACCUGUACUAUUCACUGUAUGCCUUGGGAGUGAGAUGUUUCUUCUAAACUCUAUUUGCCUGGAUAACAAGGGCAUUUAUCUGAUAUGUGGUAGCAUUUUUGCAUUUAAGCAUUUGACAAACAUGCUUCAACUGUAUAAAGCAGCCAUUGGGCUUAGCAAAGAAUAA
This is a messenger RNA of Nematocida parisii ERTm1, 585 nucleotides long. RefSeq lists its product as uncharacterized. Gene Ontology annotation, molecular function: CDP-diacylglycerol-inositol 3-phosphatidyltransferase activity. Gene Ontology annotation, biological process: phosphatidylinositol biosynthetic process. The record is from RefSeq and is a predicted model, not a curated record. Gene Ontology annotation, cellular component: Golgi apparatus; membrane. The transcript has a single exon. The coding region runs from base 1 to 585 and encodes 194 amino acids. Lineage: Eukaryota; Fungi; Microsporidia.